AUGGUCCGUCCAUGUUCAACCUCUUCCUCCAUCCAAGUCGAAAGCUCCAAAUGGCUGGAGGCGGCCGUCUCGUGCCGCUUUGGACAAACCCUACUACUACCUCUCCUCCUUCUUCCUCCUCCUUCGGCUCGUCCUUUUCCCCUCCGCGACCGCGAGCGAUGAUAGUAAUAAGAAAGAGAGAGAGAGAGAGAGAGAGAGAUGCUAUGAGAAUGAGAGAGAUAUGCUAUGCUGUGCUCAUCCUUUGUUGUGUUAUUAAUAAUAAUAAAUCUGUGAAUAUCUGGUAAUUAAUGAGCGAGCCUGACAUUCCUCUUUUCCCCGCCGUCUCUCACUCCCAAGUCUCAACCGGGCCAAAAACUUCUCCUUCUGAGAUAGAUAGCAAUUAAUUCGGGGAGGGAUCGGGAUCGGAUCCGUCAUCCGUAUUCUCUGACCACCCUCCUCCUCUGUACUCUGUACUCUUUGAAGUCUGAACACAGAAGAAUCACAAAUAUCUCCUCCUCUAUGGAAACUCUGUCCAUCUCCUCUCGUCUCGCCCACUGGAGUUUCCGCCGCCGAGCCACCGACGCCUCCGCCUCCGCCUCCGCCUCCCUCCGUUGCUCCCGCGGCCACCACCGCUCCUCUUCCUCUUCCCUCCCCUCUCUCCGCUGCCGUGCAGUUUUCCGCCCCUUGGAUGCCGUAGCCGAGAGUGAUGAGGUCGCCAGGUUCGUGGAGGCCUCGAAGAAGGGCAACCUGGUGCCGCUCCAUCGCUGCAUAUUUUGCGAUCACCUGACGCCGGUGCUGGCCUAUCGCUGCCUCGUCAAGGAGGACGACCGGGAAGCCCCCAGCUUCCUCUUCGAGUCCGUAGAGCAAGGUUCUCGUGGGACCAACGCUGGCCGGUAUAGUGUGGUGGGCGCACAGCCGGCGAUGGAGAUCGUGGCGAAGGAGAACUUGGUCUCGAUAAUGGACCACGAAGAAGGGCGUCGAACUGAAGAGUUGGUGGAGGACCCGAUGCGGAUCCCUCGGCGUAUCAUGGAGAGUUGGUCUCCUCAGUUGAUCGACGAGCUUCCUGAUGCCUUCUGUGGUGGAUGGGUGGGCUACUUUUCGUACGACACAGUGCGUUAUGUUGAAAAGAAAAAACUUCCAUUUUCCAAUGCUCCUCAAGAUGAUAGGAACCUCCCGGAUAUUCAUCUUGGUCUGUACAAUGACGUCAUUGUGUUUGAUCAUGUGGAAAAGAAAGCAUUUGUGAUUCACUGGGUGCGGUUAGACCGAUAUUCUACUGUUGAGGAAGCCUAUGAUGAUGGGAAAAAUCGAUUGGAUGUUUUGCUAUCCAGAGUACAUAAUAUUAAUGUUCCAACGCUUUCUGCUGGUUCUGUAAAGUUACAAACUCGCCAAUUUGGUUCCUCGUUGAGGAAGUCAUCAAUGACAAGUGAAGAAUACAAGGAGGCUGUUAUGAAGGCAAAAGAGCAUAUUCUAGCGGGAGACAUUUUCCAGAUUGUCUUAAGCCAACGUUUUGAGAGGCGUACAUUUGCGGAUCCUUUUGAGGUGUACCGAGCGCUAAGAAUUGUGAACCCAAGUCCAUAUAUGACCUAUUUGCAGGCGCGGGGAUGUAUUCUUGUUGCAUCAAGCCCUGAAAUUCUUACUCGUGUAAAGAAGAGGAAGAUUGUUAACCGUCCGCUUGCUGGCACAGUCAGAAGAGGGAAGACAACAGAGGAGGAUGAGUUUCUAGAACAGCAGUUGCUUAAAGACGAAAAGCAAUGUGCAGAACAUAUAAUGCUUGUAGAUUUGGGAAGGAAUGAUGUUGGAAGGGUGUCAAAGCCUGGUACUGUAAAGGUUGAAAAGCUAAUGAAUAUUGAACGGUACUCCCAUGUAAUGCACAUCAGCUCCACGGUUACUGGAGAGUUGUUUGAUGAUCUCACUUGUUGGGAUGCUCUACGUGCUGCAUUGCCUGUAGGAACAGUCAGUGGAGCUCCUAAGGUAAAAGCAAUGGAACUAAUUGAUCAGCUGGAAGUUACAAGGCGAGGGCCUUAUAGUGGUGGCUUUGGGGGAGUAUCAUUCUCCGGUGACAUGGACAUUGCUCUUGCUUUGCGGACCAUUAUUUUUCCAACCGGGUCUCGAUACAAUACAAUGUACUCGUAUAAGGAUAGCAGUAAGCGACAGGAGUGGGUGGCCCAUCUACAGGCGGGGGCUGGAAUUGUGGCCGACAGCGUUCCGGAUGACGAGCAGCGAGAGUGCGAGAAUAAGGCCGCAGCUCUUGCUCGUGCCAUAGAUCUUGCAGAAUCAACUUUUGUAGAUCAGUAACAUUUUGAGUGGUGGAUUGUUUUUCUCUCACUUGGUGCUUUUUCUUCAUACAUUUUCAUCACGACCGUGUUAGCCCAUCCGAAAAUGAAACCGAGUAAUGAUCCGGCCUUUUAUCAUACUCUGCCUUGCACUUUUGCAUAUCCUAAAGAGGUGUAUUGCCAAAUUCAUGGACUAUUAGUGUUAUGCCGCAUGUUGAGAAAUUUUGUGCGUGAAAAACAAUUUGAAGAAAAGACUCGGGACAUUUGUAAAAUAAAAUAAAAUAAGAAGAUCUAUUGUCUAGAAGAAAGAGUAGAGUUAUGUGUAAAAUGAAUAUUGUGGUUUGUGGACUAAUUGAAUCCUAAUGGGAGAUACCGGAUAUGAACAGUAA
This is a messenger RNA of Ananas comosus (pineapple), 2641 nucleotides long. Its product is annotated as anthranilate synthase alpha subunit 1, chloroplastic-like. Gene Ontology annotation, biological process: L-tryptophan biosynthetic process. Bases 499 to 2274 code for a protein of 591 amino acids. The transcript has 11 exons. The record is from RefSeq and is a predicted model, not a curated record. Gene Ontology annotation, molecular function: anthranilate synthase activity. Lineage: Eukaryota; Viridiplantae; Streptophyta; Magnoliopsida; Poales; Bromeliaceae.